UCCACCGUAGUAGAAGAAGAAGGUUGCAGGUGCCUGUGGAGGUGCCUGCUUGUUUCUUGUUUGUUGGUGUCCUCCUCUCUGUUGAAAUUACAGUUGGAAAAUACUCCGUUUUAAAGCAGCACUAACAUAACUAACUAUGAUAUCAGAGUCUCCUCCCAACGCCUCACAACCAAACUCCCCUCACAGCAGGAUGGCACAGUGGGGGGCCAUAUUAUCGAUAAUCGCUGCCCUCGGAGGAGCGGCACUGUUAGCCUCCGUGCAUAAAAUCGACGAGGGACACACUGGAGUUUACUACAGGGGAGGGGCUCUGCUGACCACCACCAGCGGACCUGGUUUCCAUCUCAUGCUUCCCUUCAUCACCACCUACAAGCCUGUUCAGACCACGUUGCAGACAGAUGAGGUGAAGAAUGUCCCAUGCGGCACAGGGGGAGGAGUGAUGAUUUACUUUGACCGUAUAGAAGUGGUGAACUACCUUCAUCCAUCAGCAGUGUUCGACAUUGUGAGGAACUUCACGGCCGACUACGACAAAGCUUUGAUAUUCAACAAAGUUCACCACGAGCUCAACCAGUUCUGCAGUGUGCACUCGCUGCAGGAGGUCUACAUCGGGCUGUUCGACCAAAUCGAUGAAAACCUGAAGCUGACACUGCAGGAGGAUCUUACCUCCAUGGCACCUGGACUCAUCAUACAGGCGGUCCGUGUCACAAAGCCUAUCAUCCCGGAGAGCAUUCGCAGGAACUACGAGCUCAUGGAGAGCGAGAAGACGAAACUGCUGAUCUCUCAGCAGACACAGAAGGUUGUGGAGAAGGAGGCAGAGACGGAAAGGAUCAAAGCUGUGAUAGAGGCUGAGAAAGUGGCACAAGUGGCAGAGAUCAAAUACGGACAGAAAGUCAUGGAGAAGAAUACGGAGAAAAGGAUCUCUGAAAUUGAAGACGGCGCUUUCCUCGCCCGGCAGAGAGCCAAGGCAGAUGCAGAGUUUUAUACGUCACAGAGAACGGCAGAAGCCAAUAAGGUAAAGCUCACACCGGAGUACCUGCAGCUCAUGAAGUACAAGGCCAUCUCCUCCAACAGUAAGAUCUACUUCGGGAGCGAGAUCCCGCACAUGUUUGUGGACUCGGGAUCUGCAGGGAGCUCCGUGAAGGCGUCUGCAGCCAUGGACAUUGUAGCCGAGCAGAUCAUGGACCUGGAUUAGUAAAGAAAUACCUGGGCCCUCAGGACCACCCAGAGGUGGAGGACUGUCUGCAGUGGGGGGGGGGGAACUCUGCUGAACAGGGCCCGUAUUUCUCAAACACCUCAGAAUAACCACUAGAAAUCACACUGAGGGUUUUACUACGACGUUUUAUCAUUCUCCUACAGCAGAGGACUGGAGUUAUUUAAGAGGUUCAUUUAAGACUCCUGCUCCGUUCUUAGAGAAGGUCUGGAAUCAGAUAACCAAGAUCUUUUCAUAUGUGCAUCAAGUGUACACAUUUCAUAAAUCAGAAAACAACAAAUAUCUGAAAUUCAUGUGUUUGUACCUCGGCUGCAACUUGCAACAGAUUUUUUUAAAUUAUCAAUUAAUCUGCUAAUAUUUUCCUCAAUUUCUCAAGUCUUAACUCUAUAAACCAUCAAAAACGUCCACAAAUGUCUUGUUUUGUUUGACCAAAAUACCCAUAAAUAUUAGUUUUCAUUGAUUUCUGACAAACAAAGCAGGCAACCCUUUUAUUUAGAGGCUGGAUAUUUAAACAUUUGUAUCACUAUUUUUGCUUUAAAAAUUACUCAAAUGAUUAAAAGAUCAAAAUUAUUUCUGUAGAUUGUAGACUUUCUAUCGACUAUUGGCUAUAUUUUGACAAAUAUGGACUCUUCAGGUCCUGUUUGUAUUUGAGAAGCACCCACAUGCAUGUGUCCUGAGCAUUAAUUUGAAGCGGGUGUAUUUAUGUAGUCAUUAUUUUAGGUGCAAUGAAUCUAAUCAGUAGUUGUUCUUUGUUGUUGCAUGCAUUUGCUAAACCUGUCCUUUAGUUACCUUUGUUAAAUUGCAGAUAUAAUAAGUCUAGACAUUUAUUGUCAAGAUCAAGAGUUAUUAAAUGACUGAUCCCUGCUGCUGAACAGAACGACAACAUGUUUGUCUCUCUGAGGACAAAGGGUUCUGAAGUGCUUGAAAAAUAUGAACCCUCUCGACUCAUUUCACCUUAGACGAUGCACAGGAAGGAUGAAGCUGCUGUGUGCAAGCUGCUGCCUGUCAGAUGUAGCGUCAUCGCUCUUUGUGUUUUUUGUGUCUGCUGAAUAUUACCUGAGUUUGUGCAGCUGUCUGAAGUCUGCUGUAUGUGUGUGUGUAGCACAUCUCUCCGUGCAUUCAGAGGGGAGAAUGUAUCGUUGCAGCUGCUUAAGUUCACUGUUAAUAUUUACUUUGCAUCAGCGCCCACUUUAAAAUGAUUUAUGGUGGAUUUAUUAAUUAGAUCAGUGAUUUCACACUUUUGGAUUUGGUUUCUUGGUUUGAUCUGGACCAAACAUGUUCUCUGUCUUAAAUGAGUUGGUCUCCCUGCAUUUAGCAGAUUCUGAGGGUGGUGGCGUUGCACAACCAGGAAUAUAUGGUUAUGAGUUACAACCAAGCGAUGCGUACAUCAGAGGAACCCAUUGCUUCAAAGUUUCAUAACGUAGCUUCAGGCUGAGAAGCUGCAUGUUCAGGCAUCAAGUCUGCCACUUAGAGCAAUUUUUUCGUGGUUUAAAGCUGUUCCUGUGACUAAAAUCAACCUCCACCCAACUUCUAAACAAGCAUUAUGUGACUAUGUGUUGUUGGCCCCGCUCUUUGUUGUCCUUCAUCCCUCCCCGUUUUUAUUUUAAUAUGAACUUCUCUUAAUUGAUUCAGAUUGAACAUUGACUUGAAAAGCAACGGUUUUUGCACUGAUUUCAAUUGUAAAUAUGCAAUCAAGAUAUCAAGUCAUUUGGCAAUAAAGAACUGUGGGUUAUA
This is a messenger RNA of Eleginops maclovinus (Patagonian blennie), 2941 nucleotides long. It is a transcript of the gene erlin2, whose product is annotated as ER lipid raft associated 2. The transcript has 13 exons. Gene Ontology annotation, cellular component: endoplasmic reticulum membrane; endoplasmic reticulum. The record is from RefSeq and is a predicted model, not a curated record. Bases 137 to 1189 code for a protein of 350 amino acids. Gene Ontology annotation, biological process: SREBP signaling pathway. NCBI's taxonomy places the organism in Eukaryota, Metazoa, Chordata, Actinopteri, Perciformes, Eleginopidae. Gene Ontology annotation, molecular function: cholesterol binding; ubiquitin protein ligase binding.